This is a messenger RNA of Hibiscus syriacus, 603 nucleotides long. RefSeq lists its product as uncharacterized. The record is from RefSeq and is a predicted model, not a curated record. Bases 16 to 465 code for a protein of 149 amino acids. The transcript is spliced from 2 exons. Lineage: Eukaryota; Viridiplantae; Streptophyta; Magnoliopsida; Malvales; Malvaceae.
UGUAGGUUUUAUAUAAUGGAGCGUGUAGUACUUGAUUGCCCCAAGUCAAAGCUUUCCCUUUUAAAAAGUCUCGAGGCCCCGUAUCCUUUAAAUAUAGCAACCAAGCUUGAAGCCUUGAACUGCUUCUACCUCUCUGUUCUUCUCACAGGCACAGCCAUUCUUCCUUCUCGAACUGCAAAUUUGCAGCUUCGUCCAUUCUUUUCUUUUCUCUUUGUAUUGUUUUGUUACAAAUCAAUCGGUGCCAGUGAAUCAUGUCGGGUUAUUAUUAUUAUUAUUACUCCGGCUGCCAAGAUCAGUGCGAUGCCCAUUACCUCGAUGCAUGCUCUCUUUGCCGAAAAUCGCUCCAUAAUUCCGAUAUUUUCAUGUACAGAGGGAAUACACCGUUUUGCAGCAAAGAGUGCAGAGAAGAACAGAUUGAGAUCGAUGAAGCGAGAGAGAAGAACCGGAGAUCCGGUAGAUCUCUAAGGAAAUCAGACGCACAGAACUCUGCCACUAACAAAACUGUACGGACCGGCACAGUUGCUGUGGCCUAAUCCAGUAAUGUUGUGUCAAUUUUGAGUAAACAAAACAAAGUAAAGAACUUUGAGAGAAUUUUGUAUUUAA